UUCACGCUUGCCUUUCUACUUUCUGCCAAAACUUUAUCUUCUGCAACUCUACAUCUCUGCUCUGCAUAAUUCUUAUACCGCUAAACCAGAGAAGCCAUGGAGAGGCUUCUAUACUCGUCCUCUCCAACCCCUUUCAAGGUCUGCCAGAAGCCUCAUCCCUUUCUCUCUCGACUCGGUCGAUUUAACUCGCCGAAAUUGAAUCUACUUUCGCUAACACGACCGGAGCACAGGCGACUCAGCUCAAUUUCGUGCAACAGCGAAAACCCAUCUCCAGUUUCUCCAUAUCAGUCUAGUGUAAGCAAGUUUGUGCUGUCUAACAAUUCUCACAGAGGCGAUUCAGCAAAUGGAUCAUUACCCAGUGCCAAUUUCCUCGAUCUCAUAGCCGCUGGAGGCUCUGGGACGAGAAAGGCAGUUUCUGCAGGGACAUUUAUGAUACUUUCUGCCAUCAUUGUGUUCUUGAUCCAACCUGUUUUUGCUCCAGCAGCCUUUGCAUCCUUUCAAACUGCAGCUAAGACUGGGGGUCCUGCAGCUGCUGGUGUUGGUGGCAGAGAAUUAUUAAGCAGUGCGUGGACUGGUUUCUUUGCUGGUUGCUUACAUACACUAUCAGGGCCUGAUCACCUAGCUGCUCUGGCUCCACUCUCAAUUGGCCGUACUCGAAUGGAAAGUGCUGCAGUUGGAGCUCUGUGGGGUUGUGGGCAUGAUACUGGUCAGGUUAUCUUUGGAUUAUUGUUUCUACUCUUAAAGGAUCGCCUCCACAUUGAAGUUAUCCGGACUUGGGGUACAAGAGUGGUGGGCUUAACUCUACUUGCUAUUGGUGCCUUGGGAAUUAGGGAAGCUUCAGAAGUUCCUACUCCAUGUGUUGCCCUAGACAAUGGUGAGUGCGAUGUUAGUGCCUAUGAAGCACUUGAGAACCCAUCAUUAGGGAAAAAGAAGAAGAUAGGCUUUGCCACUUUUGCCACUGGGAUCGUCCAUGGUCUGCAGCCAGAUGCACUGAUGAUGAUUUUGCCUGCAUUGGCAUUGCCAUCUCGUGUGGCUGGCGCUGCAUUCCUUAUCAUGUUCUUGCUUGGAACUGUAGUUGCAAUGGGAAGUUAUACUGUACUUAUAGUCUCAUGCAGCCAAGCAUUAAAGGAUAGAGUGCCCAGAAUAACAGAGAAGCUCACUUGGGCUUCUUCCCUUAUAGCAAUUGCUCUUGGAAUAGCCAUUCUCGUCAGCCAGUUUUUUGGAUAUAGCCUUUAUUGAUCCAUCUGACUCGAUAUCAAGAUUUGCUUGAAAAAGCUUCUCAUAGAGUAACAAAAGGCCUUCGAAAUGAUAUUGAGAUUUGUUACAGAGAAAUACCAUUUACGCAGCAUCUUGUCCUGGUGAGAUUCAUUAUCUUGCUUUUACGAGUAUUUUUAUCCUUGCAAUUGAACCCUUUCUUGAAUUUUGAUGUUUUGAUUUAAGUUCUCUAUUUCAUUUGUAUGGAAUUUGCCUGUCAUUAUGAAUUAUCCGAUACUUAAAGAUCAGUUCUGCAAUGCCAUGUAUAAGUUUAUCAGCAUCAUGCUCUUCCAUGGCUGACUAUGUGGUUCCAGCACAACAAUCAUGUAUCAUCAAGUCCCCUUAGUUGCUUAUUUAUCGGUGACCAAGGAAGAAAAUGAAAAUGGAACCUCAGU
Molecule: messenger RNA, 1649 nt
Organism: Rubroshorea leprosula
Lineage: Eukaryota; Viridiplantae; Streptophyta; Magnoliopsida; Malvales; Dipterocarpaceae
Source: the annotation of a GenBank genome assembly